This is a messenger RNA of Salvelinus fontinalis (brook trout), 2548 nucleotides long. RefSeq names its product neurotrypsin-like. NCBI's taxonomy places the organism in Eukaryota, Metazoa, Chordata, Actinopteri, Salmoniformes, Salmonidae. Gene Ontology annotation, biological process: proteolysis. The transcript has 12 exons. Gene Ontology annotation, molecular function: serine-type endopeptidase activity. Bases 265 to 2328 code for a protein of 687 amino acids. Gene Ontology annotation, cellular component: membrane. The record is from RefSeq and is a predicted model, not a curated record.
GCUCGGGGCACGCGCUCUGUCUCGUUCAUUGAUCCGCGUCUCUUUUAAAAACUCCUUUCUAGCGCGGUAUUCUCUCACUCAAACACACCCGGUCCCGCUCGAUCCUAUCCCGCACUAUAUAGACAGGUUCAGAAUCAAGAGAGCGCGUUUCUGGGAAGACGUGGCGUGAACCGGUUUAGUGGUUUUUCUCUCUCUCUCGGUUAUGGACUACAUUUGAGAGCGAGUAGAGAGACGGAGAACAGAAAGGCUGAACCGAGAAAACAAAUGUUACUCUACGACAACAUCAUGGACUCUGCUCUCCUCUCAGUCGUUACGCUGGUCGUUGUUUUCACCUCCUCCUCCUACUCACUGUCCUCCUCCGACGUCGUUCCCUCUCCUUCCUUCAUUCUACCGUUUACCGACUGUAUCCAGAGCCGCGGGAGAGACGGGUUCUACCAAGGGGCUGUGGACGUGACGGAGUCCGGUGCGGUGUGUAUGAGGUGGAGCGAGGUAGCGGGGUUUGAGGAGCGUUAUCCGGGUAGAGGCCUGGGGGAACAUAACCGCUGUCGGAACCCGGACAACAGGAUCAGACCCUGGUGUUUCUUUAGGAACAUCCGCGGCAGAACCGACUGGGGCUACUGCGACUGUAAACAAGGGUCAGUGCGCCUGCAGGGCGGCCGCUCUAAGCUGGAUGGCAGGGUGGAGGUGUAUCUUCAGGGGGUCUGGGGGUCUGUCUGUAGUGAUGACUGGGGAGACCAGGACGCUACAGUGGUGUGCAGACAGCUGGGACAGGGUUUCUCUGGGCGAGCGCGCUCCUCCGCCCUAUCUCCUCGAGGGGGUGUGGUCAGAAUGCACUGGGGGGCGGUCCACUGUCAGGGGGAGGAGCCUGAUAUACUGCAGUGUCCCAGUGUCCCAUGGAACGGAGGGGAGUGUCCCCACGCUGCUGCCGUCACCUGUUCCCCAUUGGAAGUGGUAGCAGUGGUGCCAGUGAGGUUGGUGGGGGGCGUGGCAGCGUGGGAGGGGCGUGUUGAGGUGUUCCACGGGGGCGUGUGGGGAUCCGUCUGCGACGACCAAUGGGAUGAGAGCGACGUGGAGGUUGUCUGUCGACAGCUGGGCCUGGGGGGUGUAGCACGAGCGUGGGGUCAGGCGUAUUUCGGUGCGGGGUCAGGCAGGGUGUGGCUUGAUGAGGUGCGCUGCACGGGGAACGAGCUGACCCUGGAACAGUGUCCUAAAGCUGCCUGGGGAGAACACAACUGUCUCCACUCUGAAGACGCAGGGGUCUCCUGUACCCCUCUCCCUGGUACGAUGGGACGCCUUCACACCCACGCUGAUGGUUCCGUGCGGUUGUCUGGGGUUAGUGGGAGCAGCGAGGGCAGACUGGAGGUGUUGUAUAGAGGGAAGUGGGGGACGGUGUGUGACGACGGAUGGACUGACUCUAACACACAGGUGGUCUGUGGACAGCUGGGGUACAGAUCAGGGGAGUCUCUUCCUCCGGAGGGGUCAGAGGUCGCCUCAGGUGGGCAGUUUCCGGCGAGGUCAGGCCCCAUCCUAUUGGACGAUGUGAGCUGUACGGGGAAGGAGCCAAGCCUAUCACUGUGCAGCAGGAGGGCGUGGCUUAGACAUGAUUGUUCCCACAAGGAAGAUGUCAACAUUCGCUGUAGGGACAAACUCACACACACCCUGCACAGUGUCCCGGUGAGGCUGGUAGGAGGGGAGAGCGUUAAGGAGGGGAGAGUAGAGGUGUACCUCCAGGGGGUAUGGGGGACGGUGUGUGACGAUGGAUGGACAGACGUAAACGCAGAGGUGGUGUGUCGACAGCUGGGAUACAGUGGAGUGGCGAAGGCCCGUGUGAUGGCGUAUUUUGGCGAGGGGGAGGGGCCUAUCCAUGUGGACAACGUGAAGUGUUCUGGCGAGGAGCGUUCAUUGGUCGACUGCCUCAAACAGCCGACCGGGACGCAUAACUGUCGCCAUAGCGAAGACGCCGGGGUCAUCUGUGACUACGGCCAAUCACAGUUCAGCGACACAGAGGGCAAAGGUACGGGGGAGUCUGUGUUAGAUCAUGUGUGUGGGUUGAGGCUGAUACAUACACGCCAACGCAGAAUCAUAGGAGGAGAAAACUCACUGAGGGGAGGCUGGCCAUGGCAGGCAGCGGUGCGUCUCAGAGGCUCUCGGGGGGACGGAAGGUUGGUGUGUGGAGCAACUCUCAUCAGCUCCUGUUGGAUACUGACCUCAGCCCACUGCUUUAAGAGGGAUGGUAACAGCACUAAACAGUACAAGGUGAGGAUAGGGGACUACCAUUCUCUGGUUAACUCUCCUCUCUCCUCCAGGGAUGGUAACAGUACAAGGUGAGGGUAGGGGACUACCAUUCUCUGGUUAACUCUCCUCUCUCUCCUCCAGGGAUGGUAACAGCACUAAACAGUACAAGGUGAGGGUAGGGGACUACCAUUCUCUGGUUAACUCUCCUCUCUCUCCUCCAGGGAUGGUAACACCACUAAACAGUACAAGGUGAGGAUAGGGGACUACCAUUCUCUGGUUAACUCUCCUCUCUCUCCUCCAGGGAUGGUAACAG